Molecule: messenger RNA, 1110 nt
Organism: Phyllopteryx taeniolatus (common seadragon)
Lineage: Eukaryota; Metazoa; Chordata; Actinopteri; Syngnathiformes; Syngnathidae
Product: cytochrome c
Exons: 3
Coding region: 166-480 (104 amino acids)
Biological process (GO): mitochondrial electron transport, cytochrome c to oxygen; mitochondrial electron transport, ubiquinol to cytochrome c
Cellular component (GO): mitochondrial intermembrane space
Molecular function (GO): electron transfer activity; heme binding
Source: RefSeq, a predicted model, not a curated record
GAAUACGGCGGGUGACGUAACCACCGUCACAUGAUCGGAUGACGCCAUAAGCCUGCACCGUAACUAGCGGAGUGACCUUCUGUGCGACCGCCACAACGCGUCGGUGUCUCGCAGUGGAGAGGAACCACGAAGGAGCCAUUUCAACUGAGCACAGUUAAGCUGACAAUGGGCGACGUGGCUAAAGGCAAGAAGGUGUUCGUGCAGAAGUGCGCGCAGUGCCACACCGUGGAGGAGGGGGGCAAGCACAAGGUGGGGCCCAACCUCUGGGGUCUGUUCGGCCGCAAGACGGGCCAGGCGGACGGCUUCUCGUACACGGACGCCAACAAGAGCAAAGGAAUCGUGUGGGGCGAGGACACCUUGAUGGUGUACCUGGAGAACCCCAAGAAGUACAUCCCGGGCACCAAAAUGAUCUUCGCCGGCAUCAAGAAGAAGGGCGAGCGCCAGGACCUGAUAGCUUACCUCAAAUCGGCCACAUCAUGAAGUGCACGUCCGUGUAUUUAACAUUUUAUUUUGGUUUUACUCCUUCAAAUUCACACGCUAAAAACGUCACGUGUUGAGUCAUUUGAACACAUGCUGACGAGAGGCACAGACGUGUGUGACUUCUUGUUGGCUCUCGAGCAUGUGGCCAAAGCAGUAUUUGGAAAUAGACAUUUAUAAACAUACUCAAAUCAUUUCGUAGUUGGUCCUCAACAUCAUCUCUGUAGAGUUACCAACAAUUAUUUUUCUCGUGUUUCGAUUUUAAAAAAAAUGUCCUGUUGUUGUUUAAAAAAAACAAAAAGCAGCAGCCCCUCCUCUCCGCCACGGUUCAAAAUCAUUCAAAAUGAGGUGCACUGAAACGGAGAAAUGAAAAUAUACAAAACGUGCACGCACGUAGAAGGAAGAAGGCUGUAUUGUUAUUUACCUGGUUUCACAGGCCGGAAAGAGUUUUAACUUAUUUUACUGCCACAUACGUGACCGUCUGUCUGUCAAAUGUUCCCGAGUGGCUGCUGAACACGCAACGGAAUACUGUAUGUACAUGGAAAUAACCGUGUUGUCGUACGUGGUCGUCAUGUCGACAACAACACGGCUGAAGGAUUAUCUAUUAAACACAAAAACGUCCACAAAUAAGAA